UGUCUCAAUCGACGGUUGGUCUACGCUAACGUUUGCGGUGGCAUUUGCGGAUCACAAAUAAACUUUCCUUCCUUACGCGUGGUUCGAUCUCGUGCAUCUUCAUCGUUUUCCCGUUAAAGUGCAUUGUGUUUGCUGCAUUCCAAGUUUCGUUCAAAUAGUGUUGUGCACAAGUUUAUCCUAAAGAAAGCAUGCCUGCUCCAGCAAGUUCCACGUCCGUCGGCAGUGGCAGUCGGUCACCGUCGAAGCCCACGUCGGCCCCGCGAGCGGCCGCUGGCGGUUCCAGCAACCUGAAGCAGCGCAAAACAACCACGACUACCACGGCAGCACGGAAUCGUACCACAGGCACCGGAUCCGGUGGUAUGUGGCGCUUCUACACCGACGACUCCCCUGGUAUCAAGGUUGGCCCAGUUCCGGUGCUCGUGAUGUCGCUUCUCUUCAUCGCCUCCGUCUUCAUGCUGCACAUCUGGGGCAAAUACACUCGCGCGUAAAGAAAGACCGUCUGGUUUUAGGUUCACGUAAAAUCUUCCCCCUGGAUACUUGUUCUUCGCUCCAUCGUUGCUCGUUUGAUUUCAAACGCGCGGAUUCUGUUUAUUCGUCCGGAUGACCCGAAUCCACCCAUUUAUCAUUCUUCGUUUCAACUAUGCUGUGCAACCUCACGUGGACGCACGGCGCACCAAACAAUGAGAGAGACUUUUGCGGCUAAAACGGGGGACCCCACGAUCGGUCUGGCUUCCCUGGGACUACGUUAGUGUAAAGUCCUCCCGCCUCCCGUGCGUACGUGGCAGCGAUCGGAAAGAGUAGAUCGUAGGUCUUACUUUUCCACCGACUCGUGCGCCUGCGUUCUAAUGAGACCCUCAAUUUAGCCGCUAAUUUAAAUAUUUGCAAUUGCUCUAGAUCGACGUAAGGCAAUCUUUAUUACUCGUACGGAAUGAAACAUAAUAUAAUUGUACACAAA
Molecule: messenger RNA, 955 nt
Organism: Anopheles coustani
Lineage: Eukaryota; Metazoa; Arthropoda; Insecta; Diptera; Culicidae
Gene: Sec61beta
Product: protein transport protein Sec61 subunit beta
Exons: 3
Coding region: 189-488 (99 amino acids)
Biological process (GO): intracellular protein transport
Cellular component (GO): Sec61 translocon complex
Source: RefSeq, a predicted model, not a curated record